ACAAGUCUCCAAGCCAGAAGUAUGGUAGAGGAGAAAGAAAACUAGAGAAAAGGAAUAUUACCUGAUAAUACUAUAAGGGCAGUGCCACACAGUCACAGUCAUACUUUUUUUUUUUUUUUUUGUAGCCCCAUUUAUACCUCUUGUCUUUUGCUUUCCAUUCCUUCUCCAUUAAAUGCUCUUUGCCUCCCUGUUCUCUCAUCUGCCUCACCCUUUUGUCACUGUAUUUGCAGGUUUCUCCUGUCUCCUGCAUCUAGGGUUUCCUCUUUGAACUCUCACAUGAUCUAUCAAAAUUCCAUCUUCCAAUGACUUCAACUUCUUCUUCCUUGGGAGAAUCAAAGAACAAAUCUUGAAAGAGAUCACACAAGGGGAAAGAGAAAAGGUAACAUUCUUUUCUUCUGAUCAAAGAAAUCUAUGGAUCAUGAAAAGUACUGAAGAUGGCUUCUUCCAGCUACUCCAACUCACCUUGCGCUGCCUGCAAGCUCUUAAGGAGAAAGUGCAUGCCGGGUUGUAUUUUUGCACCAUAUUUCCCACCUGAAGAGCCUCAGAAAUUCAUCAAUGUUCACAAGAUAUUCGGUGCAAGCAAUGUCAGUAAACUUCUCAAUGAAAUUCUCCCCCAUCAGAGGGAAGAUGCAGUGAACUCUCUUGCCUAUGAAGCUGAGGCAAGGAUGAAAGACCCAGUCUACGGCUGUGUUGGAGCAAUCUCAGUCCUCCAAAGACAAGUUCUUCGUCUCCAAAAGGAACUAGAUGCCACCAAUGCUGACCUGAUCCGCUUCACCUGCAAUGACAUGUCUUCUUCACUGUCAGGGCCAGGUUCUUCCCAGUUUGGAAGACGAAUGAGUCAUGGAGGUGGAGGUGGAGGUGCUUCUUUUAAUCAGAAUUCUGGUUUGCCUCCUCCUUAUCCUUCUCCAUGGGAUAACAACCCUUCAGGAGACAGCCAUGAGAGUUGAUCAGUGAGGGAAUAUAUAAGAUUUUAUGUGAAUUAUUAUUAGGAGAAGACCCAUCUAGGGUUUAUGCUCUCAUGGUAUAAUAUAUUAUGCUAGCUAUUUUGUGUAUGCUUCUGUAUAUGCCAUAUGGGACUAGUGCUCUUCAUCCAUCAUAGUGGAUGGCUAUUGAAUGUUUCUGAAGUUUUUGCAGUCAGAUUCUAAAUGUAAUAUGUGGGGGUUUCUGAGUAAAUCUCCAGAGCACAUAUAUAUAUAUGAAGGUGAUACCAGUAGUGGUUGGUUUGAUUGA
Messenger RNA from Vitis riparia (riverbank grape), 1230 nucleotides. Its product is annotated as LOB domain-containing protein 25-like. Bases 435 to 947 code for a protein of 170 amino acids. The record is from RefSeq and is a predicted model, not a curated record. The transcript has 2 exons. Lineage: Eukaryota; Viridiplantae; Streptophyta; Magnoliopsida; Vitales; Vitaceae.